Molecule: messenger RNA, 972 nt
Organism: Zingiber officinale
Lineage: Eukaryota; Viridiplantae; Streptophyta; Magnoliopsida; Zingiberales; Zingiberaceae
Product: heavy metal-associated isoprenylated plant protein 35-like
Exons: 3
Coding region: 92-778 (228 amino acids)
Molecular function (GO): metal ion binding
Source: RefSeq, a predicted model, not a curated record
UAAAAGGCCUCCACAGGCCCCUACGAACAAACCAACACACCCAAAGUAAACUGAGCUUCCUCUCCUCUUAGCUCUCUGCUUCAAGAGUUGUAUGGCAAAGGAAGCCGAAUUGAAGAGUGUCGAUCUGAAGGUUUCUGUUAACUGUUGUGAGGGAUGCAAGAGGAAAGUUUUGAAGGCCUUGAGCAUCAAAGGUGUACUGAGGGCAGAGAUUCAUCCAACCCUGCCCAAAGUGACUGUCAUCGGCAAUGUUGAUGUAGGAAUCCUGAUAAAGAAGUUGUCGAAAGUCGGGAAAAGUGCUGAAGUAUUGGCCGAGGAGAUGCAAAAGCCGCAAAGAGAUGAUAGGGUAAGCGAGAAGGAAAAGGAGAAAGGGAAAGAACCCGAGAACGAUAAGAGUUCUUCGAUCGACAAUGGAAAGAGUAAUGAGAGCAAAAGCACCCUAAACAAGGAUGAGAUUGGCAAAGAUAAAGGAGAAAAGAAUCCCGUGGUUGUCGAAACAACAAAGGGUGUGUAUCCUACAAUUGUAACCACCAUUCCACAAGUGAGCUUGUACCAAACUAUAGCACCACAAGCCAAAGUUUACUACCCGAUGGAGCCUGUUGUAGUUCCCAUGCCACACUACCCCAUGAAUGCCGACCCUGCUCCGGCCGCAUUCUACAUUCAAGACUAUCGCUACUACGAAACGCCGUCCUACCGCCAUUCACCACCGCAGUCGCAAGCAAUGGCUGCUCUCGGAGACUACUUCAACGAAGACAAUACGGUAGGUUGCCGGAUCAUGUGAAGGAUUGAACUUACCCAAUUUUUGUUUGACAAAGGGUAGAGGAUGAACCCUAUUGAGGUGGUCAUGGACCACAACUUUCUUGAUAUUCAUAUACGGAAAAGGCGGGGGGAAUUGAAUGUCUCCCUUGCAACUUUGACUCGGCUCUUAGAGCUUAGAAUGGCUUAAUUCCUUAUCAAUGUCAUUGUUGUCAUCUA